UACAGAAAGUGUGAACGUCGACAAGCUAGCUCAUCCUGGCAUCGACAUAAUUACUCUCACGUAAUGACAAACUAAACCGGCCAAUCGCAAUAUUUCUUAAUAAUAAGGACGCACAAUUCCCCAUCACAUACCACCUCCUCCUCCUCCUCCUCCUCCUCCUCCAUGGACACUGUGGUUCUCUACCCGGUCACCGGCAUCGGCCACCUUGCACCUAUGACCGAGUUCGCCAAGCUCCUCGUCGCCCAAGGCUUCUCCGUCGCCAUCCCCAUCCUUCCACCUAUGCAUCCCUCGGUUUCCACUUCCGAUACAGAUUACUACAUCAACUGCAUCUCUUCCUCUCAUCCUUCCAUUGCCUUCCACCGCCUGCCACCCUUCACCGACGAAUGCUCUUCCACGAACGUCGGCGUCCGCUUUUUCUCGAAACUCCGAGCCGCCAACCCUCUUCUCCGUGACCUCCUACAGUCCAUCUCACAGACAUCCAACAUCCGCGCCAUCCUCACGGAUUUCUUCUGCACCGAAGCCUUCGAGGUUGCCGCCGAUCUCCAGCUACCAGCCUACGUCUUCUUCACCUGUAGCGCCUUCAUUCUUGCCUAUUUCCUCUACCUCCCCACCUUACACAGCGAGAUGACAUCCGGCACACGUGAACUCGGAGAAACCCCCAUCCACCUCCCUGGUUUACCACCUAUCCCAGCUUCUCAUUUGCCAAAUUUCAUGCUUGAUCGGGACGAGGGAUUACAAGCCUUAGUCAAUGCAUUCUCACGCCUCCCAGAACCCAAAGGUAUCAUCCUCAACUCAUUCGAGUUUCUGGAGUCCAGAACACUGAAGACUAUACGCGAAGGACACUGCCUCCCCAACAGAGAGACACCACCAGUGUACUGCGUGGGGCCGUUGAUCAGUGAAAAUGAAGGAGGAGAGAGGCACGAGUGUUUAGCAUGGCUCGACAAGCAGCCCAAAGGGAGUGUUGUUUUCCUGUGCUUCGGGAGCGGGGGACGCCUCCAGGCGGAGCAAGUCAAAGAGAUCGCCAUGGGGCUGGAGAGAAGCAAGCAGAGGUUUCUCUGGGUUGUGCGAAGCCCACCUGAUCCGGAAAAUAGGUUCCCGAGUUCUGACGAGGUAAAUCUUGACACGCUUCUCCCUGUUGGGUUUGUGGAACGAACGGAAGGAAGGGGAAUGGUGGUGAAGGCGUGGGCGCCGCAAGUGGAAGUGCUGAACCACGAGGCCACAGAUGGGUUCGUGACUCACUGCGGGUGGAACUCUGUGCUAGAGGCGGUGUGCGCCGGAGUAGGGAUGAUAGCGUGGCCGCUGUAUGCUGAGCAGAAGAUGAACAAGGUGGUGUUGGUGGAGGAGAUGAAGCUGGCGGUGGAGAUGAAGGGUUAUGAUAAAGCAAUGGUGGUGGCGGAGGAGGUUGAGAAGCGCGUGAGGUGGCUCAUGGAGUCCGAUGGUGGAAAGGAGCUGAGGAACAAAGCUAAGGAGAUGAAGGAUCCUGCGAUGGCUGCUUUCAGUAAUGGCGGGUCAUCACGUGUUGCCGUGUUGGAGCUCGUUUCGCAGUGGAAAAGACGGUGUUGAUUAUGAUUGAUGCUUUACAAUCACGGGGCAUGUUGGCAUCCUAUGCAUGUUUUGGUUUUUCCUAGAACUUAGUAGAACUUAUAGCAGGUAAAAUAAUUUUCACAUGUUAAUGCAUGGAUUAUUGGAUUCAAUUAAAAUGGACUUAGUUAUGAUCAAGUUCUUUUCCAAACUUUCCCAAAUUUUGCCUCUUUGUGGGCAUUCAUUCCCGCUGGGAUAUGUAGACUUUUCUUAUGUUACUUCAUAUACCGUUGUCUGUACUCUGGCUUGAUUUUUUAUGAAAAUUUCCGGUGAUUUUUUUUUUUAAAAAAAAAUACUCAAUAUGUUGUUUUUUAUGGCGAUUUCAAUGGGAUUGUAGGUGUCACACUUGACCCCGGCUCGUCAGACCCGAUGUGUCAAUAAACGGCCACACACCUAUAAGGUCGAGACCCAGUUGGCGUAUAAGGCCUCAAAAUCCGAUUCUCAAAAACAAUGAGCUAUUAAA
Messenger RNA from Dioscorea cayenensis subsp. rotundata (Guinea yam), 2044 nucleotides. Its product is annotated as anthocyanidin 5,3-O-glucosyltransferase-like. The record is from RefSeq and is a predicted model, not a curated record. Lineage: Eukaryota; Viridiplantae; Streptophyta; Magnoliopsida; Dioscoreales; Dioscoreaceae. Gene Ontology annotation, molecular function: UDP-glycosyltransferase activity. The transcript has a single exon. The coding region runs from base 163 to 1563 and encodes 466 amino acids.